Molecule: messenger RNA, 1857 nt
Organism: Arabidopsis thaliana (thale cress)
Lineage: Eukaryota; Viridiplantae; Streptophyta; Magnoliopsida; Brassicales; Brassicaceae
Product: TMPIT-like protein
Exons: 9
Coding region: 521-1585 (354 amino acids)
Cellular component (GO): membrane
Source: RefSeq, marked reviewed
ACUAGACAUGCAUUGCCAUUACUACAACACGUUUUCACAUACUAACUUCGAUUCCAAACUACCACGAAUGCAAUUUACCAUUGCUUCUUAUUUACAAUUUUCUUGAGACUCCUUCAUUUUGAAUCCAUGUCUUCUCCUUCCUCGCAUUUAUCAAAACACAUUAAAAGCCUGUUUUUAGAAUUGCCGACAAGGAAAAAAAAACUAUUCUACACUAAGCCACAAAAAUAACUUAAAACCAAAAUAAAAACAAAAGGAAAGUGAUGCUUAGAUUGCGAUGUGGUAGGGACUCGGUGAGGGUUUUGGAAGAGCAUGACAAAAGAUCCGUGCCAUUGAUCUCUAUUAACACACCAAAAGCUUCUUCUUCUUCUUCCUCUCGUCUCUAAAAAUCCUUCCUUUCUUUCUGGGUUUUCUCGAAUCUUCAUCUCUCAUUCAAACCCACAAGUCCGAUCUCGCGAUCCAAACACCAUGGAAGAGGUUGAAGAAGAAGUGAGACGAAUCGUCGAACAAGUUAAAGAGCUUCAUGACUCUUCCACAUCCUUCGUCUCUUCUUCUUCUCAAGAAGAGCUUUCUCUCCGUAACAGAGCCUCCGUCGUUGACUCAUCAAUCCGCCGUCUUCAUUCUACUCUUGCCUCUGACAAACAUCUCGAUCCCAAGCUUUUCGAAAAGGUUAAUCUUUUAUAACCUAUCUCUCUGUCUCUGUUUUUCGAUUUCUCCGAUUCUUAAUUUUGUUCUCUUGUUACAGCUAGAAGAGGAUCUGCAACGAGCUAGAUGCAUGCUUGCAGAUGGAGACACUUCAUCGUUUCUUCCAUCUAAACCUCAAGGACGUUUUGUGAGAAUGUUUUUGGGACCUGUGAAUGUUAGAGCUUCACGAAAAGAUAUACAGCUUAAAGUUAAAGAAGAAUAUAAUAGCUACAGAGAUAGGACAGCUCUUCUUUUUCUUGUUUUCCCUGCAAUACUUUUGACACUAAGAUCUUAUGUUUGGGAUGGAUGUUUGCCUGCAUUCCCUGUUCAGCUCUACCAGGCUUGGCUACUGUUUCUUUAUGCUGGUUUGGUUAUGCGAGAGAACAUUUUAAGAGCUAAUGGGAGUGAUAUCCGUUCAUGGUGGCUUUAUCAUCAUUAUUUUGCAAUGGCUAUGUCCCUUGUCAGUCUCACUUGGGAAAUCAAAGGUCAACCAAACUGCGUUCAGAAGCAGAAAGGAGUGCGUCUUUUCCUCCAAUGGGCUAUGAUGCAAGGUGUCGCGAUGCUUCUGCAAAAUAGAUAUCAGCGCCAAAGAUUAUACACUCGCAUUGCACUUGGAAAGGCUAAAAGGAUGGACGUCGUAUGGGGAGAAACGGCUGGAGUAGAUGGGCAACUAUUGCUAUUAUUUCCUAUUUUGUUCACUUUACAGGGCUUUGAAGCAUACGUGGGAUUCCAGUUGCUUAGGACAGUGUUGAUGGGGGUAGUCGCUGAAUGGCAGGUAUUGGUUUGUGGCAUUCUUCUGGUUGUGAUGGCCAUUGGAAACUUCAUAAACACAGUAGAGACACUAAUGGUGAAGUCGAGAUUCAAGGCGAAGAUGAAGAGAAGUAAAAGCAGAGCAGAACUUUGAUUAAACUUCCUAACUUAUAUGACUACACCUUUAUAGUUUCCAACUGUGGAUCUUUCUCCCCAUUAUUUGCUUCAGUCGAUAAAUUUUGUUUCUUGGGGCAAAAGUAACCUAAGUCUGAAAAAAAAAAAAACAGGGAGUGCCCUUUGUUUGUGUAAAUGGAAGUUGGGAUUUGAUAGUUGAUUGAUUAAACUGUGUUUUGUAAACUUUUCAACUAACACUUGUUCGGUUUCCAAUGAUCAGAUUUUCAUAAAAUGGUGUUGAAAUUAGAUUUU